AUGAAUUUGACAGACGGAGAUACGUCUUACAAACUGAAAUAUACAGACAGAAGUCCAAACAUACCACCGGCCGGAAAACUAAUACCUCUAGGAGACAGGGCUAAGACCUGCUUACAAGAAGUGCCAAAGGUAAGUCCAGUGGCCCCCACCCCACCGGUCAUAAGGAGAUUCCGAAACAGCAUCCAACCAGAACCAGGAGCUAUCAGAGUGCACCGAGGUAAAGCAAAUGAUCCAGAUGUUGCCAGCACUCUUGUUCAUGGCAUCAGCACCAAAUCAUCCCUCACUGGCAGAACCUUGCUAAAUCCUCCUCAAAAGACCUUGUUCCAAAAUAAGUUACAAGAGCUCACUGAAGCAGUGUACACCUCCGGUCGAAAAGCACCUUUGGGCAGACCACAUGAUCAGCGCAUGGGACUUCCUACUUGGUAUAAUGACAAAACUGCAUUUGGUGUUAAAACAGUUAAAGUGUUGGGUGCGCAGGAGAUUAUUAAUCCUUCAAAAACAGCUGAAGAGGUGGAGAAGGAAGCUCAGAAGGGACACGAGGCUUAUGUUCGUAGCCACAAUGCCUUUUUUGUUGGUGAGCAGAUUGAUAGAAAGUAUGACUGGAGUCUUCACAGUAAAGACAACAGGUUUGGGAUCCUCACACCUCAUUUUAAUGAUGGCCGUAAUGUUGGCAAAACUCUCCACUGGCUGGGAGAGACACAGAAGUUUUACAAUCCAAAGCCUGUUUGGAAGAGAUCUGGGAACAAGGAAAAGAUAGAACCACAAACUGACAACCGUUGUUUCAGGAGAAGAAACUCUUUGAAUGUUCCACCAGGUCACACGUUUGGAAUGGUCUUGCCACUGGAUGAAUUUGGUGCUGGAGAUAUAAUCCACUCCACGGAGCCAGGGCAGUAUGUGAGAGGUCGAGACCGACAGCGCAGCCUAGUCAACGCAGUGCGACACCACCUCAAGAAGGUCAAUUUCCACAACUUCCCCUCCCUGCUGCAGGCGUUCAGACAUUAUGACAAGAAAGGCAAGGGAAUGAUUGACAAAGAGGACCUGCAGGCAGUGUGCCGUCAGUUCCAGCUGGAUGUUAGUGAGCCGGUCCUGGAUGACCUGAUGGAUUACUGUGACACAGACAAAGAUGGACUAAUAAACUUCCUGGAGUUUGCGAACUUCCUCAACUGGAAGGACAAGAUGGUUGUCAACGCUCGGGACCAAGGCAUCAUAACAAAUGAGUGUCAGACCAACACAGCCCCAGCUAACAUAGAGAGGAAGCCUCUGUCAGAAUCAGAACAGCUUCCUGCAUCUCAGGCCUUGAUUAAACCUGAAGACCUGGAGCCCGUAGAGCCAGGCAGCCCGAAGAAGACUGUCAGGACCCUGAGGCGACACAGGGCAGUCCCAGACCACUUCAUCACCUCCUCCUCCCUCCUUGGGGCUAUCAGUGAUGGUCCGCUCACAUCAAACAUUCGCACAUAUGGGAUCCCGUCUGUGCGCUCCGACCUUCCAGCUCCACGCAUCAAGAGAGUCAGUGACACUACUAACUACGGUGAUACAUCCACAGCAGCAGAUCUUCUGCAUCCAUCAGUUCACGCCCUCUGGGGGGUUCAUGAGGAACACCUGUUCUGUCCUCGCACCAAGAAGGAGAUUGCAGAGAUCUUCAGGAACGUGGGUGUGAAUAUUUCUGAGGAGACCUUUGAAGAGGCCUGGAAACUGGCGUGCAUGAAGCAGCCGGAUGGGGAGGUUUGUGUUGAGGUUUUCCGUAAUGUACUCAAGGAAAUAAAAGCAGUGUAAUACUGAAUGUUUCCCUAUAACCAUCAGUAUUUCUGUCUAAACAUAUAUCUCUGCUGUCCAGUGAAAACUCCAAAAUGUUUUAGUGUUGCUUCAAAAAUGUUGUUUGCUUUUUGUCUUGACGUACAGUUUAGUUGUCUUUGUCUGAAUAUUGA
Messenger RNA from Toxotes jaculatrix (banded archerfish), 1925 nucleotides. It is a transcript of the gene efhb, whose product is annotated as EF-hand domain family, member B. The transcript is spliced from 13 exons. NCBI's taxonomy places the organism in Eukaryota, Metazoa, Chordata, Actinopteri, Toxotidae. The record is from RefSeq and is a predicted model, not a curated record. The coding region runs from base 1 to 1773 and encodes 590 amino acids. Gene Ontology annotation, molecular function: calcium ion binding.